UGGGAGUUGUAGUCAUCUGGGAAUCCCUGUUAGAAGGAACAGUGGGCUGGUCGUGUGAAUGACCUUCGUAUGUCUCCAGUCUAAAUGAUUAGAUAAAACUGACUUGGGAGUAUGUGAUUUCAUGUCUCACCAACUUGGACACUCCCUUGUGACAACACACUGAACAUGGCUACAGAAACCUUCGCUGAAUUCUUGAAUAAACUCAAGGAAAUACACGAAAAAGAAGUCCAAGGCCUGCAAACAAAACUGAAUGAGAUAACCAAUGAGAAAUGUCGGGACUCCCAGAGAAUCGAAGAGCUGUUUGCUAAAAACUACCAGCUACGAGAACAGCAGAAAGUCCUUAAAGAAAAUGUGAAAGUGUUAGAAAACAGAUUGCGAGCUGGACUCUGUGACAGAUGCCAGGUGACCCAAGAACUUGCUAAGAGGAAGCAACAUGAAUUUGGGAAGGCCCAUUUCCAGAGUCUUCAGCACAUCUUCAUCCUCACUAACGAAAUGAACAAACUGAGAGAGGAGAACAAGAGCCUGAAAGAAGAACUGAAACGGCUCUGCAGCAUGGAGGACAGACCAAAGCUCCUGAGAUGGGUGUCCAGAGAAGGGAGCUCCACCCCAGACUCACCAUUGCCCUUGUUCUCCGUGCAGGGCCGAAGAUCCAGCACCGAGAAGACGGCUAGCCAAGAAACAGAGGAUGGCUAUAGGGAACGUCUCAGCCGUCCAAUGGGAGGAGAUCAGUCUCCAGGACGGAGAAGUUCUCCGGGCAACAGGGUCUCCCCUGAAAUAAUUAUCCAGGAAGAACAUGCUCUGGAGACGAGUUCUCAGAGGAUCGCAAACCAGCUGCAUGGAACCAUUGCGUUGCUUCGACCUGGCAUGAGAUCGUGCUCUGAGGAAAGGGAUUGCCCAGGAAAUUCCACCUCGCCCCCAGCAAGUGAAAUUCCGCCAUCCCCCCAGCCUGAGCGAAGUCCCAGCUUUGAGGCUUAUUUAAGAGCCAGCAAAUCAGACUGCCAUGAAAUUGCUUCGUCUUAUGAAACUCUGAAGUUUGCCACCAGAAAAGAACAGCUCCGCCUCCUCGACCAACAUUUUGCCCUGCACCAUCUUGGACUCCGGAAUAACUCCAGCAACAAGGACGGCAGUUUCCCUCACCACUUGUUACUGACCAGAGAAGUGGGAGGUAGAGCAAGGUCCCAAGAUGACUGGGAGGACCAAGCUGCCAUCUUGGAACUCCCAGACGCUGUGGUGUACAUGAAGGACUGCAAGUUAGAGAACAGACUCCAGUUCCUUAACCACCAAGAGAAACUCCAGUAUUUAUUAACACAACAGCGACAGCAAGAAGUUAAGGCCAAGAUGGAAGGCAGCCAAGAAAAGCGAUCACCCUCCCCGUUGCUGAGGUCUGCAAAAGAGUGCAAAAAAGAAAGUCCCUGCCUGGAUGAGCCCACUGAUGAGACACUUGGGAAAUUUCUCUGGAUUCAUAAGGAGGAUCUGGAGGAAGCAGAGACGGCUGAGACUAUGAGGGAGUAUCUCACCGAAGCACCACUGGAUUUAUCAGAUUAUGGGAAAGGAAGAGAGGCCUUGAAGCUAGUCAGCGGGCAGCAGUCCUCAGCAGAGUGCAAGGCUGGGAGUGUGGAUGAAGAACCGAAUGAGGACCCAUUCCACGCCCAUGAGGCGAAAUAUCUCCAUGGGAGCAAAGAGUCAGAGCAGCUCAUGGCCAAAACCAAAGAGGGCAUUGCAGCAUCUUUGAUCUCUUCAGGGCGAGACCAGCCUGUUUCCAGGUCAUCCCCUUGUGAUACAGUUGCCAGUUCAGAGACUAAAACACCUGCAGGAGCCGAGAAGCAAGUUACAGACCAGCCAGAUGAUGGCGAUUCAGAAUCAGUUAAAGAAGAAUCCAAUGAACCCGACAGUACGUCUGAUAGCGAGGUGACUGAUGCGUGCAGUGAUGGAAGUCUCCAGGGAACUUCUAUGGAAAAAGAACAUUACGGCAUAAAGGCGGGCAGUCCUAGAUUGCCAAAGAAGCGGAAGAGAGGACAGGAUUCAUGGACCAAAGCCUAUAAAAAGUCCAUGAGAGGCGGAAGGAAUGGCAAACCCAGUGAGACUCCAGCCGACGCAGAAGGAGCGGCAAACCAAAUGGAAAACCCCAGCCCUGCUUUCAGUCAAAAUGCCACCUCCGAGGAGAAAUGAUUUGAAUGUACUUUCUGGCUAGGACAGUUGCUGCAGCUAGAGCGGUUGUCAGCCAUUGCUGGCUUGCUAAGAGGUCCUUCUGCAGCCCCAAAUGGCUCUAAUGAUCCCCAUUGACAUUAACAAGGAUGGACACCCUUCUGGAGCCCAUUGCUUGUGUCACCAGCUACCAGGAACUGUUGGUUCAAAUCCUGGCUUACAAGUGAAUUCAUGAGGACUAGUAACUCACUGACAGUCAAGGCACUCUGGACAGCGUUUAUAAAUUAUCU
This is a messenger RNA of Hemicordylus capensis (graceful crag lizard), 2435 nucleotides long. RefSeq names its product RBBP8 N-terminal like (gene RBBP8NL). Gene Ontology annotation, cellular component: site of double-strand break. The transcript is spliced from 14 exons. Lineage: Eukaryota; Metazoa; Chordata; Lepidosauria; Squamata; Cordylidae. Gene Ontology annotation, biological process: DNA double-strand break processing involved in repair via single-strand annealing; double-strand break repair via homologous recombination. Gene Ontology annotation, molecular function: damaged DNA binding; Y-form DNA binding; double-strand/single-strand DNA junction binding. The record is from RefSeq and is a predicted model, not a curated record. Bases 166 to 2169 code for a protein of 667 amino acids.